AAUUUGGAAACGGGCCCUCGGUAUCGAUUUAAGGUGUAUUACAACGAGGUUGAUGUACAUCAGCUUAAAGAUGAGAACAGCCAGUUGAGGGGAGAAAAAAUAAAAUUAGAAGAAUCGUUGGUACAGGAGAAGGCAAAGCGAUUGCGAGUGGAUAAAAAAGCCCGAGAAGCUCUCGAGAAAGCUGAGAAGAAAGGGGCCUUCCACAAUAAAAAAUUUAUUCAGUUGGCUAAAAAAGUGAUUACAAAUAGGAAAAAAGGUAGAGGCCCAGCUAAGAAGAAGUUUCAUGACUAUUCGAAGCACCAUCAAAAGAGAAUUAAAAAUCAACUGAAGGAGGAGUGCCAAACUACACUCUCCUUUCUUGGGUUGUACAAUUUUGUUGCAACCAAAAUUGAAGUCCUCAACACUGAGACUAAUCAAUAUGAAACUUUCAAUCUUGUUGGAGAGGGAGAGCUGCCAUUUACAGAGUCUGACCCAAAGGCCCUUAAUAAUGAUGACAUUGAUAACAUAAAUAUGUGGCUCUAA
Molecule: messenger RNA, 522 nt
Organism: Pocillopora meandrina
Lineage: Eukaryota; Metazoa; Cnidaria; Anthozoa; Scleractinia; Pocilloporidae
Source: the annotation of a GenBank genome assembly